Molecule: messenger RNA, 4096 nt
Organism: Gymnodraco acuticeps
Lineage: Eukaryota; Metazoa; Chordata; Actinopteri; Perciformes; Bathydraconidae
Product: NLR family CARD domain-containing protein 3-like
Exons: 9
Coding region: 114-3266 (1050 amino acids)
Molecular function (GO): protein binding
Source: RefSeq, a predicted model, not a curated record
GACCUGGACCUGGACCUGAACCUGGACCUGGACCUGGACCUGGACCUGGACCUGGACCUGGACCUGGACCUGGACCUGAGUCCCGCUGUGUUUCCUCAAAGAGUGACCGCUCAAUGGAGCCUCAAUCUGCUGAUGGGAGGGUCCAGCAGCAGAGACCAGACUCUCCCAGCUGUCUGUCCCUAAAGAGCGACCGGUCGAAGGACGACUUCAUGAACUUUAAAGGACGACCUCCAUCUGCUGAUCAGAAAGGGGACCAGGAGAGCUCGGAGGUUCCCGGUGGUCAGUCUGCCCAGCAGCAUCAGACACAGCUGGACUCCAUAUUUACGCUGCUGGAGGACCACAUCGUCACCUAUGUGAAGAGCGAGCUGAAGAAGGUCCAGAAGGCUCUGAGUUCAGAUUACCCAGAAGGCUUAGAGAGUCAGAGUGAAGAUGAGGAGGUGUUGGAUGCUGAGGAUGAAGAGCAGAGGAGGAGCAGAGAGGCAUUUCUGAACAUCACACUGCACUUCCUGAGGAGCAUGAAGCAGGAGGAGCUGGCUGACCGUCUGCAGAGCGGACUAAUAACUGGAGUGUGUCAGCGUAAACUUAAAUCCACCCUGAAGGAGAGGUUCCAGUGUGUGUUUGAGGGCAUUGCUAAAGCAGGAAACCCAACCCUUCUGAACCAGAUCUACACAGAGCUCUACAUCACAGAGAGGGGGUCUGCAGAGGUCAAUGAUGAACAUGAGGUCAGACAGAUUGAAACAGCAUCCAGGAAACCAGACAGACCAGAAACAACCAUCAGACAAGAAGACCUCUUUAAAGCCUCACCUGGAAGAGAUGCACCAAUCAGAGCAGUGCUGACAAAGGGAGUGGCUGGCAUUGGGAAAACAGUCUUAACACAGAAGUUCACUCUGGACUGGGCUGAAGGCAAAGCCAACCAGGACAUCCAGUUCAUAUUUCCAUUCACCUUCAGAGAGCUGAAUGUGGUGAGAGAGAACAAGUACAGCUUGGUGGAACUUAUUCAUCACUUCUUCUCUGAAACCAGAGACGCAGGAAUCUGCAGGUUUAAUCAGUUCUCGGUUGUGUUCAUCUUUGACGGUCUGGAUGAGAGUCGACUUCCUCUGGACUUCCUCAACACUGAGAUCCUGACUGAUGUCACAGAGUCCACCUCAGUGGAUGUGCUUCUGACAAACCUCAUCAGGGGGAACCUGCUUCCCUCUGCUCGCUUUUGGAUAACCACACGACCUGCAGCAGCCAAUCAGAUCCCUCCUGAGUGUGUGGACAUGGUGACAGAGGUCAGAGGGUUCACUGACCCACAGAAGGAGGAGUACUUCAGGAAGAGAUUCAGAGAUCAGGAGCAGGCCGACACCAUCAUCUCCCACAUCAAGACCUCACGAAGCCUCCACAUCAUGUGCCACAUCCCAGUCUUCUGCUGGAUCUCUGCUUCAGUUCUGGAGGAGGUGUUGAAAACCAGAGAAGCAGGAGAGCUGCCCAAGACCCUGACUGAGAUGUACAUCCACUUCCUGGUGGUUCAGUCCAAAGUGAAGAACAUCAAGUAUGAUGGAGGAGCUGAGACGGAUCCACACUGGAGUCCAGAGAGCAGGAAGAUGAUGGAGUCUCUGGGGAAACUGGCUUUUGAGCAGCUGAAGAAAGGCAACCUGAUCUUCUAUGAGUCCGACCUGACAGAGUGUGGCAUCGAUAUCAGAGCAGCCUCAGUGUACUCAGGAGUGUUCACACAGGUCUUCAGAAAGGAGAGAGGACUGUACCAGGACAAGGUGUUCUGCUUCGUCCAUCUGAGCGUUCAAGAGUUUCUGGCUGCUCUUCAUGUCCAUCUGACCUUCAUCACCUCUGGAGUCAACCUGCUGGCAGAAGAACCAACAACCUCCUGGCUGCUUAAAGUCUUCAGACCCAAACCUGAACUAACACAUCUCUACCAAAGUGCUGUGGACCAGGCCUUACAGAGUCCAAACGGACACCUGGACUUGUUCCUCCGCUUCCUCGUGGGUCUUUCACUGCAGACCAAUCAGAAACUCCUACGAGGCCUGCUGACACAGACAGGAAGGGGCUCAGAGAUCAACCAGGAAACAGUCCGGUACAUCAAGAAGAAGAUAGAUGAGGAUCUGUCUGCAGGGAGAAGCAUCAACCUGUUCCACUGUCUGAAUGAACUGAAUGAUCGUUCUCUAGAGAAGCAGAUCCAACAGUCCCUGAGUUCAGGAAGUCUCUCCACAGAGAAUCUGUCUCCUGCUCAGUGGUCAGCUCUGGUCUUCAUCUUACUGUCAUCAGGAGAAGAUCUGGACGUGUUUGAUCUGAAGAAAUACUCUGCUUCAGAGGAGGCUCUUCUGAGGCUGCUGCCAGUGGUCAAAGCCUCCAACAAAGCUCUGCUGAGUGGCUGUAACCUGUCAGAGAGAAGCUGUGAAGCUCUGUCCUCAGUCCUCAGCUCCCAGUCCUCUAGUCUGAGAGAUCUGGACCUGAGUAACAACGACCUGCAGGAUUCAGGAGUGAAGAAGCUUUCUGCUGGACUGAAGAGUCCACACUGUGAACUGAAGACUCUCAGGCUGUCAGGCUGUCUGAUCACAGAGGAAGGCUGUGAUGCUCUGGCCUCAGUUUUAAACCCCUCCCAUCUGAGAGAGCUGGACCUGAGCUACAAUCAUCCAGGAGCCUCAGGGGGGAGGCUGCUGUCUGCUGGACUGGACACGCUCAGCCUGGAGCCUGCUGCAGUCCGGUUCUUGAGGCCAGGAGGUCUCAGGAAGUAUUCCUGUGGACUCACACCGGACUCAAACACAGUGAACAGAAACCUCAGACUGUCUGACAACAACAGGAAGGUGACACGUGUGAGAGAGGAGCAGAAAUAUCCUGAUCAUCCAGAGAGGUUUGACUCCUGGUUUCAGCUGAUGUGCAGAGAAGCUCUGAUUGGUCGCUGUUACUGGGAGGUCGAGUGGAGCGGAGGGGUUUCUAUAUCAGUGACUUACAGAGGAAUCAGGAGGAGAGGAGACAGUGAGGACUGUGGAUUUGGAGGGAAUGAUCAGUCCUGGAGUCUGGAGUGCUCUGGUGGUGGUUACUCUGUCAGGCACAAUAAGAGAGAAACACUCAUCUCCUCCUCUUCCUCUCGUAGAGUAGCAGUGUAUCUGGAUCAUCCUGCUGGCUCUCUCUCCUUCUACAGAGUCUCCUCAGACACACUGACCCACCUCCACACCCUCAGAACCACAUUCACUGAACCUCUCUAUGCUGGGGUUGGGCUCUAUUUCUGGCCACCUGGUUCCUCAGUGUCUCUUUGCUCUCUGCAGGAAUGACGCCCCCCCCCCCCAGCGUUUGUGUUCUUUUUAAAUAAAUCUAAAUGUUGAGAUUUCAGAAAAUAAAAGUUUCUCAAAAAGAAGUCAGAAAUGUAAGAUUUUAAGAAAACUCUCAAAACAAAAGUCAGUAUUUGCUAAGAUGAAACUCAGAAAGAGGUUGAAGAACAACAGGAAGUCCAUUCUGAUUUAUUUCCACACGGAGGCUUUUAUUCUGAAACUGCAGGAAAACCUACAUUUAUCCCAAAGUCUUCCCACCACCUGUAGUUUGUGAACACGUGACAUCACUUCAGUUUGAAUGGCAGCAGCAAAGGGUUACUGAGGCUCGUUGAGAACAGGUCAUAGUGACGAGUUCAACCACUUCUGCAGAAUGUAAUAUAUGAUGGAAAUAAACUAACAUAUAAUAACGUCUAAAGUGCAAACGUGAACAUAAAGUGCAAACCACAGCGUGCAUGCAUUUGUGCUCAAUGACCGGCUUCCCUGUGAAUAUUUUAAAUAUAACGUGGCCCUACCCAGCAGUCUGGGCGGCUCAGAGUGCAGCUUUUAUUUCAAUGCUCGCUUUUUACUCUCAUGCAAACAUGGUCAUUACUUUUUAAGAAGUGUCAGAUUCGCCUUAUUUGCAUUUAGAAACUAAUAUUCCCUAAAGAACACGAUGAUGUUUGAAUGAACACGGCUGCUUCUGGGGUGAAUGUAAACCUCUGAUCUGGGUUAGAUGGGUUUACUAACAGACCAAUAGCAUGAUGAUUGUCUCUUCAUUAACACUCAUGUGCUUUCAAUGUAAGCAGCUGAUCUAAUUAAUAAAGUCUGUGUGUUGAGUCGGACUCGUGGCCUGU